Molecule: messenger RNA, 2004 nt
Organism: Chelonoidis abingdonii (Abingdon island giant tortoise)
Lineage: Eukaryota; Metazoa; Chordata; Testudines; Testudinidae
Product: neuroblast differentiation-associated protein AHNAK-like
Biological process (GO): regulation of RNA splicing
Cellular component (GO): cytoplasm; costamere; nucleus
Source: RefSeq, a predicted model, not a curated record
CUUGAUAUUGAAGGUCCUGAAGGAAAAUGGAAAGGCCCCAAAUUUAAGAUGCCUGAAAUGCACAUCAAGGCACCUAAAAUCUCCAUGCCUGACGUUGACUUUAAUUUGAAAGGCCCUAAAGUGAAGGGGGAUGUGGAUGUUUCUGUACCAAAGAUAGAAGGGGAUUUGAAAGGCCCUGAGGUUGAUAUCAGAGGCCCUAAACUGGAUGUUCAUGUUCCUGAGGUUGACCUGCAGGGACCAGAGGGAAGAUGGAAAGGUCCUAAAUUUAAGAUGCCUGAGAUGCACAUCAAGGCACCUAAAAUCUCCAUGCCAGACAUUGACUUGAAUUUGAAAGGCCCUAAAGUGAAGGGAGAUGUGGAUGUUCCUGUUCCAAAGAUUGAGGGUGAUUUGAAAGGUCCUGAAGUUGAUCUUAAAGGCCCCACAGUUGACAUUGACGCACCAGAUAUGGAUCUUCAUGGCCCAGAAGGUAAAUUUAAAAUGCCUAAGUUCAAAAUGCCCAAGUUUGGAAUGUCUGGGUUCAAAGGAGAGGGACCAGACGUGGAUGUAAGCCUUCCAAAAGGGGAGAUUGAUCUCUCAGGUCCAAAAGUAGACAUUGAUGCUCCUGAUUUGGAUAUUGAAGGGCCAGAAGGACACCUGAAAGGUCCCAGAUUUAAGAUGCCUGAAAUGCACAUCAAGGCACCUAAAAUCUCCAUGCCAGAUGUCGAUUUGAAUUUGAAAGGCCCUAAAGUGAAGGGGGAUGUGGAUGUGUCUGUUCCAAAUAUUGAGGGUGAUUUGAAAGGUCCUGAGUUUGAUAUAAAAGGCCCCAAAGUUGACAUUGCUGCACCAGAUGUGGAUCUUCAUGGCCCAGAAGGUAAACUUAAAAUGCCUAAAUUCAAAAUGCCCAAAUUCAGCAUGCCUGGGUUCAAAGGAGAGGGACCAGAGGUGGAUGUGAAGCUUCCAAAAGGGGAGAUGGAUAUUUCUGGUCCCAAGAUAGACACUGAUGCUCCGGAGUUGGAUAUUGAAGGUCCUGAAGGAAGGCUGAAAGGACCCAAAUUUAAAAUGCCUGAAAUGCACAUCAAGGCACCAAAAAUCUCCAUGCCGGACAUUGACUUAAACUUAAAAGGUCCCAAAAUGAAAGGAGAUGUAGAUGUUUCCCUUCCAAAGCUAGAAAGUGAUUUGAAGGGCCCUGAAUUUCAUCUCCAAGGCCCCAAAGUUGACAUUGAUGCACCAGAUAUGGAUAUUCAUGGCCCAGAGGGUAAAUUCAAAAUGCCUAAAUUUAAAAUGCCCAAGUUUGGAAUGCCUGGGUUCAAAGGGGAGGGACCAGAUGUGGAUGUAAGCCUUCCGAAAGGGGAGAUUGAUCUCUCAGGUCCAAAAGUAGACAUUGAUGCUCCUGAUUUGGAAAUUGAAGGUCCAGAUGGGAAAUGGAAAGGUCCUAAAUUUAAGAUGCCUGAAAUGCACAUAAAGGCACCUAAAAUCUCCAUGCCAGAUGUCGAUUUACACUUGAAAAGCCCUAAUGUGAAGGGAGAUGUGGAUGUGUCAGUUCCAAAAAUUGAGGGUGAUUUGAAGGGGCCUGAGUUUGACAUCAAAGGCCCUAAAAUUGACCUUGAUGCACCAGAUGUGGAUCUUCAUGGCCCAGAGGGUAAACUCAAAAUGCCUAAAUUCAAAAUGCCUAAAUUUGGCAUGCCAGGGUUCAAAGGGGAGGGCCCUGAUGUGGAUAUAAAACUUCCUAAGGGAGAGGUGGAUAUUUCUGGGCCAAAGGUAGACAUAGAUACACCAGAUUUGAACGUUGAAGGUCCAGAGGGAAAGCUGAAAGGUCCCAAAUUUAAGAUGCCUGAAAUGCAUAUCAAUGUUCCUAAAAUCUCCAUGCCAGACAUUGAUUUGAAUUUGAAAGGUCCUAAACUGAAGGGGGAUGUGGAUGUUUCCGUACCAAAACUAGAAGGGGAUUUGAAAGGCCCAGAAGUUGAUAUCAAAGGUCCCAAAGUGGACAUAGACGCCCCUGAUGUGGAGAUUGAAGGUCCAGAUGGG